Molecule: messenger RNA, 3110 nt
Organism: Eublepharis macularius
Lineage: Eukaryota; Metazoa; Chordata; Lepidosauria; Squamata; Eublepharidae
Gene: FBXO34
Product: F-box protein 34
Exons: 4
Coding region: 295-2502 (735 amino acids)
Molecular function (GO): protein binding
Source: RefSeq, a predicted model, not a curated record
GGACGGCGGCGGCAGGCGCUGGAGACGGCGGCGGAGGAGGAGGAAGCGGCAGCCGCGGCGCAGGCCCACCUCAGCCCGCCCGCCAGAAAUGUCCUUCAAAGACUUGUGCAAAACACCGAGGGAGCUGUGAUGUCUGAAACUGCGUGGCAGGGCUGCUCUCUGAAGCGUUCUUUAGGUGCCAAAGACACAGUUGGACGCCGAGUGGGGCCAGACGAGCUGAUGCAGGUGCCCCGUCUGCAGACUGAGAUGGAUUGGCUGUGACAGCCUGCCACACCUGGAGGUGGGGGGAGAGUUAUGAUGAAGAGUUCCUGCCGAGCUGGCCUCCACAGGGAACUGCUGAAUUCCACGUCCUCCAUGUUCCACCAGGUCAAACGAAUAUCUGGCAUGCACUUAAAGCCAUAUCUCAAGCUGCAGAAGAAAGAGCGGCCUCUCGAAAUCAACCAGGAUCCCCCACAAAGCCCACCCAUGAGCCAACAGAGACUGGGAAAAGAAGAAAACCGUAGCGGCCCCAAGGCCAGUCUCUUAGCCAGCCCCUGUCUCCGGAGGCCACUGGGGAACCUCUCUGCCAACUCUCUCUGCUGCAGGAACGGCAGCUGCUCUCGCGUCGAAGGGCCAAGCGUGAAGGAGAAAAGGAGCGCCCUGCCUGCCACCAUCCACCAGGGGGAGGAUGGAGAGGGGCUGUUGGACAUCUGGGCAGUCGUGAAACCAGGAAAUACCAAGGAGAAGGUCGCCUUUUUCGCAGCCCAGCAGUGCAGCAGCAACAGGAUAUCCUCCAUGAAGAACAAAAGCACCUGGGACAUUGACGGGAGGGCGACCAAGCGCAGGAAAAAAUCACUGGACCUCAGGAAGGCGAAGAUCCACCUGGAAAGGCCGAGAGAAGCCAGCGGGAGGUGCUACCAGCCUGAGCCGUUUGCCUGCGGCAUUGAACACUGCUCUGUCCAUAAUGUGAGCGAUGGCGGGGAGGGGGGGUUCCCAGGGAGGCCUCUGUCCGUGAUCGAGAUGGUCGCUUUCUUGGAACAACGAGCCAGUGCGUUACUGGCCGACUGCACCAAAAACUGCCCCGGAGCCCCAGCUGUGACCAGGGUUCCAGGGCAGCCCAAAGUCGCGCCGCUGGCACCUGGCCCGUUUUCCACCUUAGGGGGCUGCGAGCCACACUCUGAAAAGGCAACGGGGGGGAGCAGUAGUGAUGGAGAGCAGCAGGCCGAGCCGGUGCGUGUGUCGGACAUGGUGGCAAAGCUUGAAUCGGAGUGCCUGAGACGGCAGAGCGAACGCGAGGCGGGAAGCCUCUCCCGAAACAACAGCUUCCGGCGGAACGUCGGACGGGUGCUCCUGGCAAGCGGAACACCAGCUGCGAAUGAAGCUGUCAAGGCGCCUUCUGGAGUUCUUAAUCAGGAAGAACGAGGCGGAGAUGACGACGGGUGGCGCUCAAAGCGUGGCUCUGCGGUAGCAGACGAUUCAUGGGAAGUUCCACCUGUUGGCCAGUCAUGUUCCUUUGCGACUGCUCUGGAGGAGAACUCCAAUCCUAAGCUCAAGCUGGCAUCUUCAGCGCCAUCUGGUGGCUGGUGUGAGACUAAAAAGAUCCCAACGCCGCUUCCCUCUACAUAUCCAGAAACCGCUCAGGCACACCCAUGUUCCUUACGUGGGGAAGAUCCAGCUGCUGGUUGUAUGCCUAAAGAACCAAGAGCUGCUCCUCAUCUGAAUUCACGUCUAAGGACAAAAGAGUCCUUAAGUAUUAGCAUCUCUGUCACGAAGACGGAUAAAGCAUGUCGAAAAGCGCACCCUUCCAACUCAAGCUUCGGGGAAGAUUCUCUUCCAGGGAGGUUAUUCCUACUGUUGUCCGAGCAUGAAACUCACCGCAAGCACCUCCGUACAGGAGAUGCUACCCUAGAAGAGCAUCAAGGGGACGCCCGUGGGAAGGAAGACCCUUCCACCGACACACCUUGUAUGCUAAACAGCAUUUUGGGAGACCCUCCAGAAUCUCCCACGGAAAGCGUUUUGCAGGCUCUUUACUCUUGCCAUUUGAAGAGGCAGAGGUCGCAUGACUUUCUGGAGACCAGGUUCAAGAUCCAGCAGCUGCUGGAGCCCCAGCAGUAUCUGGUCUUCCUCCCCCACCACAUCCUCGUGAAGAUCUUCGGCUUGCUGCCCACCCGGAGCCUAGUGGCCCUCAAAUGCACUUGCGGCUAUUUCAAAUUUAUCAUCGAGUACUACAACAUCAGGCCGGCGGAUUCCCGCUGGGUUCGUGAUCCCCGCUACCGGGAGGACCCUUGUAAGCAGUGCAAGAAAAAGUAUGUCAAAGGAGACGUCUCUCUCUGCCGGUGGCACCCAAAGCCCUAUUGCCAAGCUUUACCGUACGGACCCGGCUAUUGGAUGUGUUGCCACCGCUCCCAGAAGAACGUCCCCGGGUGCAAACUAGGCCUUCAUGACAACCAUUGGGUCCCUGCCUGCCACAGCUUUAACCGUGCUAUUCACAAGAAACCCAGGGAAACGGAAGAGGACUGUUAGCCCGUUCUGUGGCUUCGUUGGGAGCCUCGGUCCUGCGCGGGAGGAGGAUUUCACGCCUUGUGCUGUUUACACUGUACAUAGUUCGUGGGUGGUUUUUUUUUUCCUUCUGUCCCCCUUCCACAGGGCUUUGAAACUGCACAGACUUUAAAUCACAAGAGCCUUUUAGAGGAAAGAGCGCUCUCGGCCCACCUGUGUAAAUAACGCUCCAGAAUCUUGUCUCCGAGUGUCUCAGCAGCUGAUUGACCAACACAAAUUGCUACAACGCAGUGAUGAGUGUUGUGGCUACAGUCCCAUGUUUUAAAGUGUCUCGUUCUUGGAAAUCUGUAUAUCCUGUAUAAUAUAUACAUAUUAUAUAUAUAAAUAUAUAUUAAAAUGUUUCUGCAAAGAAACUCUAAAUAGGUAAAGGUGAAUCUUCAAAGAGAUGGUUUAACUGGACAACCUUAAAACUAGACUAGAACAAAUAUUUGCUGUUUCUUAGGGUGGCAGCUAAGAAAAGAGGAAUGUUAUCCUAUAGAAUGAGUUCUGAGGAAAGCUCUAGUCACCCAUGCCCACCUUAUCUGGUUCCCCCCCCUUUUUUUUUUUACUUAAAAUAAAACGUGCAUUCUCAA